This is a messenger RNA of Dendronephthya gigantea, 1638 nucleotides long. RefSeq lists its product as uncharacterized. The coding region runs from base 767 to 1606 and encodes 279 amino acids. The record is from RefSeq and is a predicted model, not a curated record. The transcript has a single exon. NCBI's taxonomy places the organism in Eukaryota, Metazoa, Cnidaria, Anthozoa, Malacalcyonacea, Nephtheidae. Gene Ontology annotation, molecular function: nucleic acid binding; zinc ion binding.
AAUACUGUAGCGUAGAUUACAUAUUAUAACAUUUGCAUAAUAUGGUGAAUUAUGUGACAUAGCGGAUGACGUAAUUCUAGCAGCGCUAGAACGCAGCUACAAGGAGCUAUAUAUAUAAGCUUAAGUAAAAGUGACGCAACGCUGAAACCGCGCUUGAACAGUGCUAACACAGCGCUAACUUGGUCUUGCAGAUUGCCUUCUAUGGUAAUCAUGGAACUCCAGUUAUCUGGUUAUAGCGGAUUGUAUUACCAUAGUUUGCGUGCCAAAUACGUCAUAAUUAACUUAUGCAAGCACUAUAUAAACGCUUGCACACAUAUAUAAAAGAUAUAGAAGAUAGAAAUAUAGAGGAUUGUAAAUAGAAGACAAGAAAUAUAUAUUCCAAAGCUUUACUAGUGUUGGACUGAUUUCUAUCGCGACGAUGGUGCAAGCCUGAAAUACUCAGUUGGAGUUUGGAUUGAGUUAAGCUUAUUGCUAACGGUCCCUGGGACACGGAUGACACACCCAGUUCUACGGCCCAACGUUACAUUGGUGGCAGCGGUGGGAUCCAGAAAACCAGAAGCAGCCUAGAAAGACCAAGACUACAAAAACUGUGAGUGCUUAGUCACGAUUUUUGGGCUGGGGCUUUACUGUAGUUCCAAAACUGGUUUGUUUCGGAGCUCUGGUGGUGUGUUCGCCUUUCGGGAGGUGUCCUUUGGUAUUCGGUUGUGUAGAUUUGCAUUCUCUUGUGUUUAUUAAGUUCGUAAUUAAGUUUGCGUAGGGAAGCAGCAUGUCUACGGAUCAGCCCAGUAGCAGUGGAGGCAGCGCGCCAACUACGACGCACCAUAAGGUAGCCGUCAUGCCGGAAGCUUUCGGGGCCGGAGACAAAGAGGAUUGGGUUUCUUGGCUUAAGUAUUUCAAUAAUUGCGCGAAAUUAAAUAAGUGGAGCCCUGAGGAGAAACGCGAUUUCUUGGCAGUUCGUCUCCGUGGUGCUGCGCAAGAAACCUACUUCUCUUUGUCCGACGAAGUUCAGGAUGGAACAUUCGACGGUCUCGCGGAAGCUCUCGGCAAGAAAUUUGCGCCUGUGGAGCGUCUAGAGUUGUAUAAGGCUGAAUUUCAGGCUAGACGGCGCACGCCGGGCGAGAAACUAAGCGAACUUGCGUCCAACUUAAGUAAAAUGGCUAGGAAAGCAUUUCCUGGCGCACCAGCGGAGAUUCUUGAUCGUUUGACAAUGGAUCGCUUCAUCGCGUCUUUGGAUAGCACGGACCUUCGCAUACGUGUUAGGGAAGGCAACCCAAAGACGUUCGAUGAAUGUUUAAGUCGAGCGAUUCAACUUGAGGCAAUUUACGAGGCGGAAAUUGGCCAGAACCGUGGCAAAUCGUCUCGGGUUCAAACGGUCGAGAAAUCUGCGGAGAUGCGCAUCUCCGAGAUGCUCACCAAGCAAACUGCUGCGCUUGAGAAGGCCGUCAAUUUGCUAAGCGAGCGCGCCAAAUCUGGGGAUGGAAAUAGCCGUAAUAAGCCAGGGUUUAAGUCCAAGGGCAAAAUUACUUGUUGGAAAUGCGGUGGUGUGGGCCAUGUUAAAGCGAAAUGCCCCACACAAGAUUUACCAAGCGGGAAGCCGGAAAACUAGGGUUGGCUGGCGCCGCGGGUCGCGCGUCAGCC